This is a messenger RNA of Drosophila obscura, 9052 nucleotides long. It is a transcript of the gene Ppn, whose product is annotated as papilin. Gene Ontology annotation, biological process: extracellular matrix organization. Lineage: Eukaryota; Metazoa; Arthropoda; Insecta; Diptera; Drosophilidae. Gene Ontology annotation, molecular function: serine-type endopeptidase inhibitor activity. Gene Ontology annotation, cellular component: extracellular region. The record is from RefSeq and is a predicted model, not a curated record.
AGUCGAUCAGUUGCUGGCGUGUGCUCUAACCCUGCGGGUGUGUGUGAUCGAGAACAAGAGGACGGGUGCGAGGACGAAAUCGGAAUUUAAAUCGAAAUUAAUUCAGUGUCAUUUCUUAUCCGUAUCCUUUCUGGCCAUGCGCAGGCGCAAAGUGCAGAAUCAUUUCCAUAGUGUACAGUGUGCGAAAUAAUUAAAACUCAAGUGGCCACGAGCCCCCGAACCGACAAAACAUUUCAAGUGUCACAAACCCACACAGAACAAGCCUCGAUUUAAGUAUUUGCGUGCGAGAUUCGUGGAAUUCCGAGAAGGAGCGACGCGGAACGGUCGAUUAUUGGGCCAUCAUCAGCAGCAAGGAGCCGCAAAAUGGAUUUAUCGAGGCGGUUGUGUGCAACUGCCUUGAUAGCAUUCAUUGUACUGGCUGGCAUACCCGACUCCCACAGUAGAUUUCCUGGACUGAGACAGAAAAGACAAUAUGGCGCCAAUAUGUAUUUGCCGGACAGCUCCGUGACGCCGGGCGGCGAGGGUGACGAUCCCAAUGAGUGGACGGAAUGGAGCUCGCCCUCGGACUGCUCCCGCACAUGUGGCGGCGGUGUGUCCUACCAGACGCGCGAAUGCCUGCGCCGAGACUACAACGGCGAGGCAGAGUGCAGCGGCGGCAGUCGGCGCUACUAUUCGUGCAACACGCAGGACUGUCCGGAGGAGGAUCCCGACUUCAGGGCGCUGCAGUGCUCGCGCUUCGACGACCAGCGGUUCGACGGGGCCACCUACGAGUGGGUGCCCUACCUGGGCGCACCCAAUCCGUGCGAGCUGAACUGCAUGCCCAAGGGCGAGCGCUUCUACUUCCGGCAGAAGGAGAAGGUCGUCGACGGCACCCGCUGCAACGACAAGGAGCUGGACGUGUGCGUCAAUGGCCAGUGCAUGCCCGUCGGCUGCGACAUGAUGCUGGGCAGCGACGCCAAGGAGGACAAGUGCCGCAAGUGCGGCGGCGAUGGCAGCACCUGCAAGACCAUCCACAACACCUACAGCUCCAGCGAUCUGGCCCCCGGCUACAACGAUCUGCUGCUGGUGCCCCAAGGCGCCACCAACAUCAAGAUCCUGGAAACUUCGCCCUCGAACAACUAUCUGGCCUGCCGCAACCUCUCCGGCCACUACCAUCUGAACGGCAACUGGCGCAUCGACUUCCCCCGGCCCAUGUACUACGCGGACUCGUGGUGGAACUACCAGCGCAAGCCCAUGGGCUUUGCCGCGCCCGAUCAGCUCUCCUGCCCCGGACCCAUCUCCGAGAGCAUCUUCAUCGUGAUGCUGGUGCAGGAGCGCAACGUGAGCAUCGACUACGAGUACAGCAUUCCGGAGUCCCUGAGCCACAGCCAGCCGGACUCGCACACGUGGACGCACCGCGAGUUCGGGCCCUGCAGCGCCUCCUGCGGCGGCGGCACGCAGUCGCGCAAGGUCACGUGCAACAACCGCGUCAACCUGCAGGAGGUCGAUGCGGCCCUCUGCGAGAAGGAGUCCAAGCCCGACGAGGAGCAGGCCUGCGGCACAGAGCCCUGCGCCCCCCACUGGGUGGAGGGCGAGUGGGGCAAGUGCUCCAAGGGCUGCGGCUCGGAUGGCUUCCAGAAUCGAACCGUCACCUGUGAGCGCAUCUCUUCGGCAGGCGAGCACACGGUCGAGGACGAUGCGGUGUGCCUCAAGGAGGUGGGCAAUAAGCCCGCCACUGCCCAGGAGUGCAAUCGCGACGUCAAGAACUGCCCCAAGUACCAUCUGGGUCCCUGGACGCCCUGCGACCAGUUGUGCGGCGAGGGCAAGCAGACGCGCAAGGCCACCUGCUUCAUCAAGGAGAACGGCAGGAAGCGUGUCCUGCCCGACGAGGACUGUGUGGAGGAUAAGCCGGAGGUGGAGAAGAGCUGCCUGCUGACCCCCUGCGAGGGCGUCGACUGGAUCAUCUCCCAGUGGAGUGGCUGCACUGCCUGCGGCCAGAACACGGAGACGCGCACCGCCAUCUGCGGCUCCAGGGAUGGCAAGGAAUAUGCCGAGGAGUUCUGCCAGCCGGAGGUGCCCGCCCUGUCGCGACCCUGCAAGUCGCCCAAGUGCGAGGCCCAGUGGUUCGCAUCGGAGUGGAGCAAGUGCUCCGCUGCCUGCGGCAAGGGCGUUCAGUCGCGAAUCGUCAUCUGCGGCGAGUUCGAUGGCAAGAGCGUGACACCCGCGACCGACGACACCAAGUGCAAGAAGGAGACGAAACCGGAACUGGAGCAGGAGUGCGAGGGCGAGGAGAAGGAGUGCCCGGGCGAGUGGUUCACCGGACCCUGGGGCGAGUGCAGCAAGCCCUGCGGCGGCGGGGAGCGCACACGCGAGGUGCUGUGCCUGGCCAACGGCACCAAGGCCCUCAACUGCGACGAGUCCAAGCUGGAGUCCAUAUCGGAGAAGUGCAAUCCGGAGGCCUGCAGCGAGGAUGAAAUCCUGCCCCUGACGAGCACCGACAAGCCCAUCGAUGGGCAGGAUGAGGACGAGGACUGCGAUGAGGAGGACAUGGAACUGGUCACAGACAGUCUGCCGGACGAGCAGAAGAUCUCCGAUGGCGUCGAUCUCGACGACGAGGCCAAGACGGAGUCCACGCUCUUCACCGACGAACUGAUGCUCAGCGAUAGCCCCGACACGACCGCCUUCGAUGUGUCCGGCUCGACUGGCACCACGGUGGAGGGAUCGGGCGAGGACACGGACUCCACAACGGACAGCGGCAUUUCCACCGAAGGCAGCGGAGACGAUGACGAAACAUCCGAAUCAUCUUCCGAUGCAUCAACGGAUGUGUCCGGCUCCACGGACGCUUCGUCCAGCUCCAGUUCCAGCGAUUCCAGCGAUUCCACAACCGAUGCCCACGCAUCAUCAGUCUCCGAUUCCAGUGCUUCUACCGAUGAGUCCACUGACGUUUCUGGUGGCUCGACAGACACAUCGAGCGCCACUGAAUCGUCCAGCUCCGUGGAUACCUCCGCAGAUACUUCCACAGAUGCGUCAAGCUCCACGGAUGUUUCAGGCUCCACGGAUGCUUCCAGUUCUACGGAUGUUUCUGGCUCUACAGAUGCUUCCAGUUCUACGGAUGUUUCAGGCUCCACAGAUGCUUCCAGUUCUACGGAUGCUUCCAGCUCCACGGAUGUUUCAAGCUCCACGGAUGUUUCAGGCUCAACGGACGCUUCCAGCGAAUCUUCAGACUCCUCUGACAAGACAUCUGACACCAGCGAAUCGUCGACUGAGGCAGGCUCGUCCUCCACGUCGGACUCCACCGACACCACAACGGAAGGAUCCACCGAUUCCACCGGCGUUUCCAGCUCGACGGAGAGCAGUACCAGUGAUGGCACUUCCUCUUCGACGGACUCUUCUGUGUCGACUGAAUCCACUUCGGAAGAGACGACAGAAACCACACCCGAAACCUCGACAGACACCACUGAGUCCACACUGGACGCAUCUUCCACCACAGAUGCCUCCUCCACGAGUGACGCCUCAUCCAGCUCCACAAGUGACGCCUCAUCCAGCUCCACGGAUGCCUCCUCCAGCAGUGUUGCUUCCAGCGAGAGCUCAUCAGAUGCCAGCUCUUCGGACUCCACCGACACCACAACUUCGUCCGCCUCUUCCGCUUCGGACAGCACUGAAACGAGCGACUUGUCCAGCGACGGCUCAACGACAGAGAGCGGAAGCACUGUGGAAGGUUCCACAGAUGUCAGCUCCAGCGAUGGGUCCACCGAAUCACCCGAAUCCACCCUGUCCACGGAAUCCACGGAGGCAGCGAGCACGGACUCGACAGAAAGCACCGAGGCUGGAUCCAGCGAGGGCUCGACCACAGAGGGAAGCACGGUGGAGGAUGUGUCCGGUUCCACGGGCACAACAGAUGCCCCGGAAUCGACUGCCACAGACUCCUCCACUGAUUCAUCCACAGACGUCUCUGGAUCAACGGAAGCAACCGAAUCCACAGAAUCCACAGAAUCCACCGAAUCCACCGAUUCCUCGGCCUCUACUGAUGCCUCAGCGUCCACGGAAAGCGGAGGCACCACUGACGCGACGGACACCAGCGCAAGUGGUUCCACGGAGGAGAGCACUUCCGAGGGAUCCACGGAUAACACCACCGAGGGAUCGACCGACAGCAGCCAGUCCACGGAGCUGGGCAGCGGCACCAGCGACAUCUGGAGCUCCACCGACAACGAGGAGGAGUCGAGCACUCCCAACACCUGGGAGUCGGCCAUCACCACGGACAAGCCGCGCAAGUGCAAGCCCAAGAAGAAGGACUGCGUCAAGUCCAAGUACGGCUGCUGCCCGGACGGCAAGUCCACGCCCAAGGGACCCUUCGACGAGGGCUGUCCCAUUCCCAAGACCUGCGCAGACACCCAAUUCGGCUGCUGCCUGGACGGCGUGUCGCCGGCCGAGGGCAAGAACAAUAAGGGCUGCCCCAAGUCGCAGUGCGCGGAGACGCUCUUCGGGUGCUGCCCCGACAAGUUCAGCGCCGCCGAAGGCGAGGACAACGAGGGAUGCCCCGAGACGACGACCGUGCCACCCACCACCACCACGGAAGAGUCCCUGCCGGAGUCCACCACUGAGAUCGAGGGAUCUGGUGGCGAGUCCACUCAGGCGCCGGAUCUGGAGGGCAAGUCCUGCUCCUUUGCCGAGUUUGGCUGCUGUCCGGAUGCCCAGACGCCGGCCAAGGGCAAGAACUUCGAGGGCUGCGCCGAACCAGAGGCCGCCCAGGGAUGCGAUCGGUCCGAGCACGGCUGCUGUCCCGAUGGACGCACAGCUGCCACAGGGCCCGGGGGUGAGGGCUGCGCGGCCUGCACUCGCGAACAGUUCGGCUGCUGUCCCGACUCCGAGACGCCGGCCCAUGGACAGAACGGCGAGGGCUGCUGCCUGGACACGGCCUUCGGCUGCUGCCCCGACAACAUUCUGGCCGCCCGAGGACCCAACUUCGAGGGCUGCGACUGCCACUACACGCCGUACGGCUGCUGUGCGGACAAGCAGACAGCCGCUCGCGGCUACAACCACGAGGGCUGCGCCUGCGAGACCACGCCGCACGGCUGCUGUCCGGACAAGAUAUCGGCGGCCAAGGGACCCAAGUUCGAGGGCUGCCCCUGCGAGACGACGCAGUUCGGCUGCUGCCCCGACGGACUCACCUUUGCCAAGGGACCGCACCACCACGGCUGCCACUGCACCCAGACGGAGUUCAAGUGCUGCGAGGACGAGAAGACACCGGCCAAGGGGCCCAACUUCGAGGGCUGCACGUGCGUGGAGACCAAAUUUGGCUGCUGUCCGGACGGAGUCAGCACGGCCACGGACGACAAGUUCGGCGGCUGCGAGAAUGUGCAGGAGCCGCCGCAGAAGGCCUGCGCCCUGCCCAAGGAGACGGGCACCUGCGGCAACUUCAGCGUCAAGUACUACUUCGAUACCAACUACGGCGGCUGCGCACGGUUCUGGUACGGCGGCUGCGACGGCAAUGCCAACCGCUACGAGACCGAGGCGGAGUGCAAGGACACCUGCCAGGACUACACCGGCCAACAUGUGUGCCUGCUGCCCAAGAGCGUCGGCCCCUGCCAGGGCUUCACCAAGAAAUGGUACUUCGACACGGACCGCAACCGGUGCGAGGAGUUCCAGUACGGCGGCUGCUACGGCACCAACAAUCGCUUCGACAGCCUCGAGCAGUGCCAGGGCACCUGUGCAGUCAGCGAGAGCAUACCCACCUGCGAACAGCCUGUGGAGAGCGGACCUUGUGCUGGCAACUUUGAGCGCUGGUACUACGACAACCAGACGGACAUCUGUCGUCCGUUCACCUACGGCGGCUGCAAGGGCAACAAGAACAACUAUCCCACGGAGCACGCCUGCAGCUACAGCUGUCGCCAGCCGGGCGUACUCAAAGAGCAAUGCUCAUUACCUAAGCAAACUGGUGAUUGCAGCGAACGGCACGCCAGGUGGCACUUCUCGGAGAGCGAGAAGCGCUGCGUGCCCUUCUACUACACGGGUUGUGGUGGCAACAAGAACAGCUUCCCCUCAUUGGAGUCCUGCGCGGACCAUUGUCCCCGGCAAGUUGCCAAGGACAUCUGCGAGAUCCCAGCCGAGGUGGGACAGUGCGCGAACUAUGUCACCGCCUGGUACUACGACACCAAGGAGGCGAGCUGUCGCCAGUUCUACUACGGCGGCUGCGGCGGCAACGAGAAUCGCUUUGCCAGCGAGGAUGCCUGUCUGGCGCGUUGCGAGAAGAAGCCCGAACCCACAACACCAGCACCAGCACCAGGGCCAGGGCCAGCGCCCGCACCCAGCACCGUGGACGUGUGCCGCGAGCCAGCGAGCGUCGGCGACUGCGACCAGUACACCAUCAAGUGGCACUUUGACGGAGAGAGCGGCGCCUGUCGCCAGUUCUACUACGGCGGCUGUGCUGGCAAUGGCAAUCGCUUUGAGACCGAGGCCGACUGCCAGCAGCGCUGUGCCAGCCCCCAGGCUCCGCCACCGGAGACCAGACGACCUGCUCCGCCAGAGACUAGGGAGCCUGCUGCGCCAGCUGCUGUCCACCAGUGUGAUCAGCCAGCUGCCGUGGGCGACUGCGAUCAGUAUGUGCUCAAGUGGAACUUCAACGCGACUGCCGGACGCUGCCAACAGUUCUACUAUGGCGGCUGUGGCGGCAAUGAUAACCGCUUUGAGUCUGAGCAGGAUUGCUCGGAUCGCUGCUCGCCCCAGCCCCAGCCAGAGCCACAGCCAGAGCCAGAGCCAGAACCCGAGGAGCCACGCUCAGAGCCGGAUACGGCCAAGUGCUUCCUGCCCGCCGAGUCGGGCAAUUGCUACAACAACGAGACUCGUUGGUUCUACAACAGCCAGCAGGGACUCUGCGACGUGUUCGACUACUCGGGCUGCGGCGGCAACGCCAACAGCUACGCCAGCGAGGAGGAGUGCCAGAACGAGUGCAACGAUGCCCAGACCACCUGCUCGCUGCCGCCUGUGCGCGGACGCUGCGACGAGAUCUCUCGCCGCUGGUACUUUGACGAGCGCAGCGGCGCCUGUCACGAGUUCGAGUUUACGGGCUGCCGCGGCAAUCGCAAUAACUUUGUGUCCGAGCAGGAGUGUCUGGGCUAUUGCCGUGAUCCGGCACUGUCCGAGCCCCAACCACCAGCGCCGACCUAUUCCGUGUGCACUCAGGCACCGGAGGCCGGCGAGUGCGACAACCAUACGACGGCUUGGUUCUACGACAACGAGAAGAUGACCUGCACGGCCUUCUCCUACAGCGGCUGUGGCGGCAACGGCAACCGCUUCGAGACGCGCGACCAGUGCGAGCGGCAGUGCGGCGAGUUCAAGGGAGUGGACGUUUGCAAUGAGCCAGCCACGACGGGUCCCUGCACCCAGUGGCAGACCCGCUACUAUUUCAAUCGCGAUUCGCGCACCUGCGAGCCGUUCACCUACGGCGGAUGCGACGGAACUGGCAAUCGCUUCGACGGUCUGUACGAGUGUCAAACCGUUUGCAUUGCGGCACGCGAGCCGCAGACGUCAGUGGCCACGGCCAAAGAUAUUUGUCUGCUGCCGCUGGCAACCGGCCGCUGCAAUGGACCGGCGGUGCAGGAGCGUCGUUGGUAUUACGAUGAUGAGCGCGGCACCUGUGUGUCCUUCAUCUACGCGGGUUGCUCCGGCAAUCAGAACAACUUCCGUUCGUUUGAGGCAUGCACGAAUCUCUGCGGAAGGCCCAUUGAGAACGAGAUCGACAACGAGAUUGGACAGGGUCGCUGCGAGAGCUUCGAGAACGAGUGCCGCGAGCUGCGCUGUCCGUAUGGCGUCCGCAGAGAGGCCGACCGAUCCCAGCCGGAGUGCACCAAGUGCCUGUGCGAGAACCCAUGCGAGAGCUACGCCUGCCCCGAGGGCCAGCAGUGUGCCAUUGAGAUUGCCGAAACGGGCGAUCGUCAGUUUGCGCCUGUCUGCCGCGACAUCAACAAGCCCGGCCUCUGUCCCGGACUGGCGGCCAAUGCCAGCAACUGUGCUCAGGAGUGCUACACCGACGGGGACUGCCGUGGCGCGAACAAGUGCUGCAGCGAUGGCUGCGGCUAUCUCUGCGUGCAGCCAGCCCGCGCCACCCUGCGGCCCAGCACGCGUGCCCCCACGGUCGUCUAUCCGGGCGACAGCCGGGCCGUCCUGGAGCCCAAGCAGCCACAGGAACUGGACGUGCAGACCUCCAUCGGUGGCAUCGCGGUGCUGCGCUGCUUCGCCACGGGCAAUCCAGCGCCCAAUAUCACCUGGUCGCUCAAGAAUGUGGUGAUCGAUACGAACCAGGGACGCUAUGUCUUGACCUCGACCGGUGAUCUGACCAUCGUGCAAGUGCGCCAAACCGACGACGGCACGUACGUCUGUGUGGCCAGCAAUGGCCUGGGCGAGCCAGUGCGCCGUGAGGUUGCCCUGCAAGUGACAGUGAAUGCCCAGGCACUGGUGGCACUGGAUCCCAAGAACAGCUACUCCCCCGGCUCCACCAUUGCCAUUAGCUGCUCGGUGCAGGGCUAUCCGGAGCCAAAUGUGACCUGGACCAAGGACAAUAUACCGCUGUACAGCAACGAGCGCAUACAGAUAACAUCCCAGCCCCAUCGACUGGUUGUGAGCGAUGUGAGCGUCGACGAUACGGGCAUCUAUGGCUGCAAGGCUAGCAAUGCGUACAGCUACAGCAUCAGCCAGGAGACGGUUACCAUUCAAUCUGUCAUACCGGUGUCGCCCGAGUGCAUUGACAAUCCGUUCUUUGCCAACUGCAAGCUGAUCGUCAAGGGCAGGUACUGCAUCAACCAGUACUACGCCCAGUUCUGCUGUAGAUCCUGCACGCUGGCCGGCCAAAUUGCGCAGCCUCAUCCCAAUGCGCUGUAAUAAUUCCACGCAAAGCACACAAGAAGCGAAGAGAAGAGAAGCAGAAUUUUUGUUUGAAUUGAGUUUUAAGCACACACACACGACACACAGCACAAGCAAUAAUAAUAAGCCACCUCGGGGCACCUACCACCCGCCACGGGGCGACACCUUAAAAGCAAAAAGCAGAGAGACCAAAAAGCCAGCACACUCGUAUAUUGCC